Nelumbo nucifera (sacred lotus) is the source of this 2626-nucleotide messenger RNA. RefSeq names its product ethylene-responsive transcription factor RAP2-7-like. NCBI's taxonomy places the organism in Eukaryota, Viridiplantae, Streptophyta, Magnoliopsida, Proteales, Nelumbonaceae. Gene Ontology annotation, molecular function: DNA binding; DNA-binding transcription factor activity. The record is from RefSeq and is a predicted model, not a curated record. Gene Ontology annotation, biological process: regulation of DNA-templated transcription.
UUGUUCCUUGCCUUCCACUCUCUCGCUCUCUCUCUCUCUCGCGCGCGCGCGCGCUCCGUUUCUGCGUAUCGGCGUUACAUUGUCGCCGUCGGUCCGACCUCUCUCGCUCCCAACAGCCAACACCAACGACGUUAUAUUUUUUCUCUUCUUUUUUUUUUUUCGCUAAAAUUUUCCGUUUCUCUAUAAAUACUUUUAGUUGGAAGUCGUUUAUCUCCACUUGUCUCUCCUCCUUCCCUGGAACUGGACAAACAGACGGUUGUGAUUUCACCCCGUAACGAUCACCUGAACCCCAAUAUCAUCUCUCUCUCUCUCUCAAGUGAAUGACAAAUGGGUCCGUCUUGGCGAGAGAAGGUUCACUUUCUUCAACACUCUUCCUUUAAAACAACGCCAAAAUAUCUAAGUUGCUUCUCAGUCGAGGAUCGCCGGCGCUCCUAUCGAACUUCCUCUUUUGCGUUCCUCAAUUGUUUAUACUUUUUAUUUUGUCUUUAAAAGGAACUAUCGGCUAAAUGCGUUGUAAAGGGAUUGAGGUAUCAGAGAUUUCUGCGAAUCUGAACGCGAAUGUUCCUUAGAAACCUCUCUGCUCUGUCCUGCCGAUACCUUUACCUGCUUUGGCUCUUCUUCCUCAAAUAUACAUAGAAGAAUCUGUUAUACUCUUCCUGGGUUAAGGAGACAAGAUCAGUUGAAGGUGGAAAAAUACUAAAGCGAAGGCAAACCAGAAAAAAAAAAGUUGGUGACCCAUUGGAGGCAGUGAUGUUGGAUCUAAAUGUUGUUUCCGCUGAUUCGACCUGCAAUGAAGAUGAGAUGAUGAUGGACAAGCUUCCGGAUGGUUCUGGCGGUCAAAUGGACGACUCCGGUACUUCCAAUUCCUCCGUUGUCAAUGCUGAUGCUUCAAGCAACGGAGGCGAUGAGGAUUCCUGCUCCACCCCCGACAGGCGUUGCGGCGGCGGCGAUAUGUUCGCCUUCAGCUUCGAUAUUCUGAAAAAGGGAACUACGGCUGAUGAUGAUGACGUAGAAUCAGGGAACGGUAAUCCGACGAUGCCGACGGGUUUUGUUACGAGGCAACUCUUCCCGGUGGCCGCGGAUGGAGAACAUGGAGUAGGUGUUGGCGAUGGUGGCCUUCGUUCGGGGCCGUCUUCGGCUUCCUCGUCUCGGCCUCAUUGGGUGGAUUUCUCAUUCUGCUCGCCGGACGGCGGCGGCCAGCCGGAGAUGGUCAUGCAGCAGCAGCAACAGCAACAGCAUGUGAAGAAGAGCCGCCGGGGGCCCAGGUCUCGUAGCUCUCAGUAUCGGGGAGUGACAUUUUACCGAAGGACUGGGAGAUGGGAGUCUCACAUCUGGGAUUGUGGAAAACAAGUGUAUCUGGGUGGAUUUGAUACAGCCCACGCUGCUGCUAGGGCCUACGAUCGAGCGGCUAUUAAAUUCCGUGGCGUAGAUGCAGACAUCAAUUUUAAUCUCAGUGAUUAUGAAGAAGAUCUAAAGCAGAUGAGGAACCUUACCAAGGAAGAGUUCGUGCAUAUUCUUCGACGCCAGAGCACCGGAUUUUCAAGGGGAAGCUCGAAAUACAGAGGUGUAACGUUGCACAAAUGUGGUCGAUGGGAAGCUCGAAUGGGGCAGUUCCUUGGCAAGAAGUAUAUAUAUCUUGGACUAUUCGACAGCGAAAUAGAAGCAGCAAGGGCUUAUGACAAGGCAGCUAUCAAGUGCAAUGGGAGGGAAGCGGUGACCAACUUUGAGCCAAGUAACUAUGAAGGGGAGAUAUCCUCUGAGGCUGAAAUUGGAGGCAGCGGGCAGAAUCUUGAUCUGAACUUGGGUAUUUCUCCCCCAGCAUUUGUCAGCGGCUCAAAGGGGAAUGAAAACAUUGGGCUCAAUUGUGGUCCUUGUGACAUGCCUGACUCCAGGAGAGCUAGGAUGGAGAAUCCUCCUUCAAUGACAGUGGGUGGUCAACCCACCCAUGGCCUAGCAAUGGUGUCUGAGCACCCUCCCAUCUGGACUGGUGUAUAUCCCAGUUACUUUCCCAAUUAUGAGGAAAGAAUGGCAGAGAAGAGGGUCGAAGUAGGUUCACCGGGACUCUCACACUGGUCAUGGCAAAUGCACGGCCACAGUGGUGCAACCCCAAUGCCACUGUUCUCUACUGCAGCAUCAUCAGGAUUCUCAUCUUCUACAGCCACGGCUUCAUCACCGGCCCUUCCUCAACCACUCCAUCCAAACACAACCCACCAACGCCUUUACAUUUCUCGUUCCACAAAUCCGGCGGGCAACAGCACAUCUCACUUCUACUAUCACAGGAGCUGAACUGAAACCACAUACCACACCUCCGUCUGCACUGAUCAAAGGUGGUUAGGCAAGCAAGACAACCCAAGCUAGUCUCUUUUUUGUCGUUGAUUCAAAAUUGUCUUCUAAAACAAAUGCAAACUCAAGACCAAGGCUUCUUUAUAUUUACUCAUACUAGACUCCUUAACGAGCUGGUGGAUCUUUGAUUCAUGUAGUGAGAUUGGUGCUUCCUGUUCUGUCAAUUGUUCCUUUCUCUAGUCUGGAAAAUGCAAUUCUGAUUUAAUUCCGGUCUAUGGGUACGAGACGUAGUGUAUUGAUUGUGGGAGGUAAAAUGGGUAAAUAUUCCAAGCAUUUUUUUUCC